AUGAAAGCCGUCGUGAACCGCAACAAGGAGCCCGUCCUCCAGAAGAGCCGACCGGUCCCCAAACUGCGAGAUGAUUACCUGCUAGUCAAAGUCAAAGCCGUCGCCCUCAACCCAACAGACUGGAAACACGCUGCAUUCGGCCUCGCCAGAGAAAACGGGUUGUUAGGCUGCGACUUUUCCGGCACCGUCGAGGAAGUCGGCAGCAAAGUCACCAAGUCGUGGUCGAAGGGCGAUGCGAUCAUGGGUGUCGCCCAUGGCGGCAACGCAAGUCAAACCGAGGACGGGGCGUUCGCCGAGUACAUCGUGGCGAAAGGAGAUGUGCAGAUCAAGAAGCCUGACAGUCUGAGCUUUGAGGCCGCGAGCACGCUGCCGCUAGGCGCCACGACGGUGGGACAGGGCUUGUAUCAAAAAGCACUGAAACUCAAAUUGCCUACGGACCCGGUCAAGGAUAAGGAGUAUGUUUUGAUUUAUGGUGGAAGUACCGCGACAGGAGCGCUGGCUGUGCAGUAUGCUACGCUGUCCGGCUACAAAGUCAUAACAACCUGCUCACCCCGCAACUUCGACUACGUCAAAUCGCUCGGCGCGGCCGAGGCAUUCGAUUACAACGACAAAUCUGCCGCCUCGAAGAUCCGUGAAUUGACCGAAAACAAGCUCAAGUACGCAUGGGACACAGUCAGUGAGAAAGACACCGCACAAUUCUGCGCCGAUGCCUUGUCCACGGAGAAGGGAUGUCGAUAUGGUGCGAUUCUGAGCGUGAGCUCACCCAGAGAGGACGUCGAGAGCGUGAGUACGCUCAUGUACACUGUUUUCGGGGAGGAAUUUGAGUUUGCCACGAAUAAAAUCCCCGCGAGCUCUGAGGACUUUGAGUUUGCGAAGAAGUUCAUGGGGAUCACGGAGAAAUUGUUGGCUGAAGGCAAGCUAAAGCCGCAUGCUGAGAAGGUGGGGAAGGAUGGAUUGCAGGGAGUGAUUUCGGGUCUUGAGGAUUUGAAGAGUGGGAAGGUCAGUGGAAACAAGUUGGUUUAUAAGGUUGAGGAGACGCCUUGA
This is a messenger RNA of Exophiala viscosa, 1044 nucleotides long. Its product is annotated as zinc-binding oxidoreductase alcohol dehydrogenase. NCBI's taxonomy places the organism in Eukaryota, Fungi, Ascomycota, Eurotiomycetes, Chaetothyriales, Herpotrichiellaceae. The transcript has 2 exons. Bases 1 to 1044 code for a protein of 347 amino acids. Gene Ontology annotation, molecular function: oxidoreductase activity, acting on NAD(P)H. The record is from RefSeq and is a predicted model, not a curated record.